UUACGUUAACGGCACUUAUGGUCACAUGGUUAUAUAAAAAGAUUUAUUGAUGCAUGCUAAUCAAAUUCCUCUUGUUCGUCUCUUGAGAAAGAUCACAAGGGUUGAUGGAGCUUUACAAAAUAUUACCUCUCUUGUUUCUGAUCAGUUUUGCUUCCGGCAAGCUUCUCAGCAAUGAAAUAUUGGUAAAUGGACAAGCCCCGUGUAAAGGCAUCGACCUUGUUUUUCUUCUGGACACAUCGCGAAGCAUUUGGGAGCCAGACUUCAAAAGGCAAUUAAGAUUCGUUGAAGACAUUAUCGACUACUUCAAGAUCGGCCCAGACACACACGACACCAGGGUGGGUGUGGCGACUUUUGCCCAGACCUUUUGGACCCAGUUCUACUUGCGGACAUACUUGGACAAACGGCGAUUAAAAACUGCGAUAAGGUACAUCCGACACAAACAUGGAUACCGUACCAACACUGCUGGAGCUCUUAAAUUCUUGCACAGCUACAUGUUUGAUCCGAGAACUGGGGGAAGGCCUGACGCUAACCAUGUUGCAAUCAUCAUUACAGACGGUAGAUCACAGAACAAACAAGCAACUUUAGAUGCGGCCAAAAUCGCCAGAGAAAAGGGUAUUCAGAUUUUUGCAAUCGGAGUUGGACAACACUUGGACUUUGAGGAGUUGGAAGGCAUUGGGAGUGAACCUGCUGAAAAACAUGUCUUCAAUGUAUCGACAUUUUCAGAGCUUGAAGGAAUCAAAGACAGACUGCCAUCUAACGCAUGUGAAGUGACUACGACAACAACUACGACGACAACAACUACAACUACGACGACAACAACCACGCCACUACCCACAGUUGAUGUAUUGGCGGACGGUCAGAAACCGGCGGACUUCUACAAAAAACACUACUACCAAUACCACGACCAGCCAAACGGCAAUCAUAUCCACCAUAUCGUUAGCGACAAGCCCGCAGACUAUUGUGGAGAAAAGGAAGCUGAUAUCUAUUUUGUGUUGGAUGCUUCUAGCAGCAUUUGGAAACAUGACUUUGAAACAGAACUGAAAUUUGUAUCUGAUAUGAUUGAUGAUUUAAAGAUUGACAACGUCAACGGAAGGAUCAGGGCUGGUGUAGUGGUAUUCAGCAACAGAACAAGAAAUAUUGUCGCCCUGAAUACCAAAAGAACCAAUGCGGAACUCAAGAGGCAAAUCAAAGGAAUUGACUAUGCUACGGGCGUUACUCAUACCUCUGAAGCCAUCAGAUUUGUCAGACAAUAUGGCUUCCGAGAAGGAGUAACCCGCCCAGGUGCCAUAAAGAUUGCCAUUGUAAUGACCGAUGGAAUCUCCAGAUACCCUCAAGACACCAAGGAACAAUCGGAACUCGCUAGACAAGAAAACAUAAUCAUUUUUGCUAUUGGUAUUGGAAAUAAAGUGGACAAAUCAGAGCUUAAGAGAAUUGCAAAUGAUCCCAACAACAAGCAUUUGUUUCAUGUUGACGAUUUUGCUGGUCUCCACGCAAUCAAAAAACUGCUUGUUCUGUCUGCUUGUGCGGUGAUACCAGAUGUUCCUCAGAAUCUUCAAACAUGCAGCGGUGACAAGGAAACAGACGUCUUGUUCGCGUACGAUGCGUCGAGUUUGGGAUUCAGAAAAAGUGAAGUCAUUGGUAGAUUUGUUUACACUCUUGUCUCCAGUCUGGACCUUUCUACUGGGAAAGUUAAUGUAGGCCGGAUCACCGACAACUGUCCAAGAUACAGCAAUGUCCCUCUAGGACGCAACACCAAACUGUUCACAGAUUUACAGUUCCCAGGUAUUGGCCAGUUGCUCCAAUCCAUGAACCAAAGUUUUCCGACCAGGUUGAAUGUAAAAAGGGUUGGUGUACUUAUAGUCGAUGAAAGCACCACGGGGGAAAGGGGCGCCAUAGAUUUCAUUAAGAAGAACCCGUCGUUUGACUUAAUGGUCAUAGCGAUUGGUGAUCCAUACACUACCGGAUUUGCAGCUGAUUUAGCCUCCGAUCCCGACUUUAAUUAUUUGGUUCGAGUCCCCAAAUAUUCUGAUCUUAGUACGGCUUUCAGUCAGGUUUUGGAUAAACUUUGUACAAUUAUCAAGAGGUCGUUUGUCAUUAGUCUUAAACACUGAGUUUAAUUACUUUUGGGGUAUCUGGUGGUCCAUUGAUAUAAAAUUUCAAUAAAUUGAUACCGGUGUAUACGCAUUGACCUUGAAUAACUGAAAUCAAAGGGUUUUUGCUUCAAAGAAAACAGUGUUGUUUAAAACAUUUAUACCAUAAACAUUUAUUUAGGAAUGUGUUUGCCACGUUAAGCAGGUUUAAUCAUGUAUUAUAUUUUUUCUCAUGUACAUAUAUAUCAUAUAUAUUUUAUGUAUGUAUAUCAUCAUUUACAUCAUCCAAGACCACGCAUGGAAGGGAGAAAAUUAAAAUUAUUUUUAUUUAGGAAACUUAGGGGUUGAAAAUAAAAAUAUACAUAGGGAUGAAUUAAAUAUAUAUAUAUGGUCCAAUAACUUUUUCACUUUGUUUUGAUUUGUUUGUUUGUUUUUUUUCUGUUUUUUGGGUUUUUUGGGUUUUUUGUUUUUGUUUUUGUUUUAAUAAGGUCCUGUAAAAUUUACCUCAACUAUAAGCAUUUAUUUCCUAUUGCUAUAUCAUUGUAUCAUACUUAAGGUCAGACGACACGUUCCUCAAGAAUCUUUUUUGUAUCUCCUCGUAAUAAAGAGUUCCAAUAAAAAAUAUUAAUUUUAUAAUUAUUUUAAAAAUGAUUAAAAUUUAAUUGAAUGUGGUUAUGUGUCUAGAUGGCCGAGUGGUUAGAACCGUGGCCGCUCACUGCCAGAAGCAUAUAGGUUCUAGAGGUCGUCAGUUCAAAGCCCCGACCCGGCCGAGAUAGAGUUCUAUUACAGUGAAUUUUACUGUGCUGUAUAUGAAUUUAUUUUUAUAUCAGCAAUUCAAUUGUAUUUUCAAGAAGGUUAUAUAGGAAAUUGCAUACUCUAGUAUUUUGCAGAAAUGCCUGGUAAAGUACCCUAAUUUUUUGCAAGAAAGCUUGUCAAAGUAGUAGUAAACCAUUAACAAAUUCCUGGAAAAAGUUAUCUAAAAUUGAGGAACAUGUCGUCUGACCUUAAGUUGACUACUUUUAUAUUUUCAUGUAUUAAUCAUUCGUGACCAUCUUUCAAAAUAAAGAAAAUAACCAAUAUAA
Messenger RNA from Magallana angulata, 3172 nucleotides. Its product is annotated as cartilage matrix protein-like. The record is from RefSeq and is a predicted model, not a curated record. NCBI's taxonomy places the organism in Eukaryota, Metazoa, Mollusca, Bivalvia, Ostreida, Ostreidae. Bases 105 to 2111 code for a protein of 668 amino acids. The transcript is spliced from 6 exons.